Messenger RNA from Aphanomyces astaci, 1408 nucleotides. RefSeq lists its product as hypothetical. Bases 39 to 1034 code for a protein of 331 amino acids. The transcript has 5 exons. Gene Ontology annotation, molecular function: protein-folding chaperone binding. NCBI's taxonomy places the organism in Eukaryota, Oomycota, Saprolegniomycetes, Saprolegniales, Verrucalvaceae. The record is from RefSeq and is a predicted model, not a curated record.
AAAACCGGUAACUACCGGUAGUAUACAAUUAAUUUGGGAUGGCCAAAGCUGCAGCCAACGCGUACUUCGUCGAGGAAGAGUUCGAACUUGCCGUCCAGAAGUACACGGAAGCUCUGAAGGAGUUCCCGACCGAUGCCGACGCAUUGUCGAAGCGCAGCGGCGCGUACUUAAAGCUGAACCAGCUGCAAUCAGCCUUGCACGAUGCUUCAGCGGCAUUGGAGGUGGACUCGAACCUUCGCAUGGCACAUUAUCGUCAAGGAGUCGCUUUGUUUGGUGUGGAGAGGUUCCGCGAAGCGCUCAAGUCGUUUCUCAAGGGAAAGGAGCUGGCAGGCAACCAAGAGAACGUAUUGUCGCGAUUUAAGACGUGGAUUCGUAAAUGCGAGGCCGAAAUCGAAGACUUGGAUGAUGACACGAGCACCCUCGAUACACCCACAGCACACGAUUGCAACAGCCCUGCAUGUGACGCCAUCGUGGUGCGUGCUGCCCCGCUCUUUCGACAUGAGUGGUACCAGAGUUCCACCCAUGUGACAGUGUCUGUGUUUCAAAAGCACUUGAAGCCCGGUGACGUUGUCGUGCACUUCGACACGCAUCAGUGCUUGGUCAAGUUCACGAUCGACGGCACGCAAGUCACGGCGCUGGACUUGCCCUUGUUCGGCGCUAUUGACCCGGUAGAGUCAUCGUUCCGCGUGUCCACCGUCAAAGUCGAGAUCAAGAUGAACAAGGCCGAUGGUGGUCCUUGGGACCAGCUAGAGAGAGCUGCCGUGGCCGCCGUCACUUCUUCUUCAGCGCCAAUCGUACGAGGAGAUGUGCCUGCCAAGCCAUACGCGUCGAAUCGCGAUUGGAACCAAAUCGACAAGAGAUUGACCGAAGAGCUCGAGCAGGAGAAACCCGAAGGCGAGGCGGCGAUGCAAAAGCUAUUUGCCGACAUUUACGCCAAGGCCGACGAGUCCACGCGGCGCGCCAUGAACAAAUCGUUUGUACGACGUUUCCAUUUUUGUUGUCGUCGUCUAUGGAUUCAUGGGAGAAAACUGUAGCAAACGUCGGGCGGCACCGUGUUGUCCACCAACUGGAACGAAGUGGGCACCAAGGACUAUGAGAAGGAACGACCUGUGCCGGACGGCAUGCAGUGGAAGAAGUGGGGAUGAUGAGUCCUCCAGUCGAGCACAUGUGCGUUUCAAGGCGCAUGACUCUUGACCAUGCUUGGCUUACAUAAUAGCACCAACAUAUAUAGCCAUGCAUUGCCUCAAGUAUCAUUAUGCAGUGUCUACCGUAACGUUAUGAAGGGAGUGCAUACAUACAGACACGGUGUCGGACCAUGUUACGCUAAGAGCAAUCGUGUCGAUGUUCAACCGGCCUCUACCGGUAUGCGGGUGGGUAGUCGAGGUUCCCUUCACCAAUGUGGUUGUGU